This is a messenger RNA of Priceomyces carsonii, 1047 nucleotides long. RefSeq names its product FAD-dependent oxidoreductase. Gene Ontology annotation, biological process: D-amino acid catabolic process. Gene Ontology annotation, cellular component: cytoplasm. Lineage: Eukaryota; Fungi; Ascomycota; Pichiomycetes; Serinales; Debaryomycetaceae. The transcript has a single exon. The record is from RefSeq and is a predicted model, not a curated record. Bases 1 to 1047 code for a protein of 348 amino acids. Gene Ontology annotation, molecular function: D-amino-acid oxidase activity; FAD binding.
AUGUCACGAGAUAUUAUCAUCGUUGGCUCUGGUGUGAUUGGGCUUACUUGUGCCCUUGUACUUGCAGAAAACGGAAAAUCGGUCAAAGUUAUUUCGAAUCAUUUUCCAGGAGAUCCCUUGAGCUCUAACUAUACAUCUCCUUGGGCUGGUGCACAUUUUAGACCAUUUCCCAGCAGAUCACUCAGCGAUGAAAGGGAGAUGCAAUUGACCAGGGAAACUCAGACAUACUUUAAGCGGCUUGAGAGUGAAGAGCCUGAAUCUUCAAUCCGCUUUCUUGAUGGGUUGGAAUAUUUUGAAGCACCAGAUAAUUUUUAUUUAAAUCUAUCACCUGGAUAUAGUGAUAAAAUGAGUAACUUCAAAAAGCUUCCAAAGAAGAAUUUACCCCACGGCGUAGCUAUGGGCACAAGUUAUUCCACAUGGGUGUUAAAUGCUCCACUUUACCUUCAGUAUCUUGAACGGAAACUUUCAAUGAAAUAUGGGGUUGAGUUUGUAAGAUGCGAAUUAAUGUCUUUGAAGCAGGUUUUUCAAACGUACCCGAACUCGAUAGUUGUUAACGCGACUGGCAAAGGUUUGCAGUAUAGUGGAGGCUAUGACCCUAAGGUAUUUUUAAUAAGAGGCCAAACAUUGCUUCUUAGAGUACCGGAUGACUGCCCGUAUUUAAAAGAAACUGUCACACAUCAAUCGAAGGACGGAGCUUGGACAUUUGUUAUUCCAAGACCGUUUUUUGGAGGAGUUAUUCUUGGAGGAACUAAGCAGCCCGAUGACCUUUGUCCAUAUGAAAGACUCGAAGACACUGAAGCCAUAAAAUCAAGGGCAAGGAAGUUGUUUCCCGAGUUACAAAUCAAUGGAAAAUUUGAUGUGAAAAAAGUGAAUGUUGGAUUCAGGCCAGCUAGAGAAAAUGGCUGUCGUAUUGAAGUUGAGAAAAUUGAGAACAAUACCAUAAUCCAUGCUUACGGGGCUGGAGGAAUGGGUUUUGAAUUGUCUUACGGCGUAGCAUCAAAAGUUAAUGAGCUACUUAUGCAGCUUUUUAAUACUUCUAAGUUAUAA